AUUACAUUUAUUGAGGAUUUGAUGAGCAGAGCUCCAAGUUGACCAAUGAUCAUGUAACAACGGUCACACGUGGUAUGGUGGACUUCAUCGACUACGAACAGACGGAGCCACGGCAAAGAACCACUGCUGUUUCCUCUGAAGAUGUAAAGAUCAAACUUGACAAUGAUUGGUCGGUUAUUGGCCAUUCAAGUGUACAUGAUUAUGAAGAGGAUAGUAUCACGUAUGGACGGGAGACAGCGGUUCACAGGGCCCUGAAUCAGAGGAAGAACGAGUUUACAAACCUUCAGCCCUGUCGUGUUCUCUGUGUCACGUGGAAUGUUAACGGUCAACUUCCUACUGAGGACCUGACCACGCUGUUAUCAGUAGACGAGCGUCCAGCGGAUGUUAUCUGUGUAGGCUACCAGGAGUUAGAUCUCAGUCCUGAGACUUUACUUCUCCUCAAUGAUAGUAGUAAGGAACAGAUGUGGAUGGAGAAGAUGAAAGCUGGCUUACCAAAAGGAGUAUCGUAUAAGCUACUAAAACACAUUAGAUUAGUUGGAAUUCUCCUAGUUGUAUACGUUAGAGAAUCAAUCAUGUCCCGGGUAUCAGACGUCUCCACUGGGUCGGUCAGCACUGGCAUCUUGGGGAUGUUAGGAAAUAAAGGCGGAGUGUCGAUAAAGUUAAACAUAGACAUGACUUCAAUAGCGAUAGUUAAUUCUCAUCUGGCAGCACAUCAAGAAAUGGUAGAGAGAAGGAAUCAGGACUACAGAGACAUUUUUACUAAGAUGAGAUUCGAUAAUGACGAAGCGAAUACAUUGAAGAAUUCAGACAUAGUCGUUUGGGUUGGAGAUCUAAAUUAUCGUGUCUCGGAAGAUGAAAUAUCCGGAGAGGAGAUAAGAAAAUUUGCCGAAAAGUGGGAAAUUGGGCAACUUUUAAGGUUUGAUCAACUCAGAGAACAGAGAAAUAAACAUUUAGUAUUCGAGGAAUUUGUGGAGGACACCAUAAACUUCAUGCCAACCUAUAAAUAUAAUCCUGGUACGGAUAAAUUUGAUACCAGUGAAAAGUGCCGGACCCCAGCGUGGUGCGAUAGAAUCCUGUGGAAGAGUAACACCAUGUUGAAGUGUGAAGAUUACAGAAGUCACCCGAUACACAAGCUCAGUGAUCACAAACCGGUCAGUGCAGUGUUGUUAGUCCAAACGAGAGUAGUUGACGUGCAGAAGAAACAGCUUGUUUUGGACGAGAUCCUCAAAGAUCUGGAUCGUAUCGCAAACGAUUCACUGCCUCAGGCAGCUCUGAACAGAACUGAACUGAUGUUUGACGGAGUGAAAUAUCUGGAGGCACAGGAGCAACCCAUCACGCUCCAAAACACUGGCACUGACCUCUUCGAGUUCGAGUUUAUUCCUAAGCUGGAAGAUAGGUCAAUAUGUGCCCCCUGGCUUCACAUCGAACCCCAAAAGGGAAUAGUUGACCCUGGCAAUGUCAUGAUCAUCAACUUUACUGUUUACAUCGACAACAAAGCUAUGAAAACAAUUGGACAGGACCGCAAGUUGGAUGAAAUCCUAGUGCUUCACCUGGUCAAUGGUAAAGAUUACUUUAUAUCUGUGUCCGGGUAUCUGGUUCAGACCUCAUUCGGCCGGAAGAUUACGGAUCUGGUCCGGAUGGCAGAUCCGAUCCGGAGGCAGAACCUCCUCGUCGACAUUGAACAGUCACCGGACGAAGUGUUGGUAGACAAAGACUCUCCCGUUGCUCUGAACAUUCCGAAGGAACUGUGGAGGAUUGUCGACUACCUCUACCAAAACGGCCUGUUCGAGGAGGAGCUUUUCGCAGUCAGAGGUUCUCCUAUGGACAUUGGAGCAGUCCGGGACGCAAUAGACACAGACGGUCCUAUCAGAGUAUCCUCAGUCCACUCUGUAGCAGAAUCCCUGAUCCUCUUUCUGGACUCGUUCCCUGAACCAGUCAUUCCUUACGAGCAUUAUCCGGUUUGUUUGGAACACUGCACUCACUUUGCUAACUCUAAACGUGCUCUCAGAAACAUGGACUUUUCUCAUCGCAAUGUUUUCAAGUAUAUCUGUGGAUUCCUACGAGAAAUACUUUCACAUUCCGAACUCAACAGAUCGAAUGCCAAGUUUUUGUCCCAAGUGUUCGGGGACGUCUUGUUGAAGCCUCAGCUGCCAGAAACUGGGAAUGUUGCCAAGUCAACUUCUAAGAAGAGAUCGCUGUUUGUUUAUCAAUUUUUAACUAAUGAUUAUGAUGAGUAACUUUGUCUUGCUGGUUAAGUUAAGUUCAACAAGUUCAUGUUAUUAAUAAUGUUUUCAGAUUUAAAAUUCUUAUCUACCUUACAAUUACGUUCCAUGGCACCUUGCGCUGUGUGUAGAAUACAGCCACCACUGCACUGGUUUUAGGUUCUCGGAGUAUUUUCUCGGAGUAUUUCUCAUUGAGCCAGUUUUGGGGGAGUUUUAUAAUCUUUUACUUUUACUUUUAGUGAUCUUGACUUCCGUUUCAUUUAACAGCUGGUUCGAUAAAUUAAAUUAUAAUAUUAUUAAGGUAUUCGAAUACGUUAUACUAUACUAUGGUUAGUAAAUAGUAAUCUAUGCUGAGUAAGUAUGAACGUUAUGUACAAACUAGUUUUUUGUAAAGUGUGAUUCCAAAUGACAUCAAUUACAAUGAA
Bolinopsis microptera is the source of this 2647-nucleotide messenger RNA. Its product is annotated as inositol polyphosphate 5-phosphatase OCRL-like. Bases 75 to 2237 code for a protein of 720 amino acids. The transcript has 16 exons. NCBI's taxonomy places the organism in Eukaryota, Metazoa, Ctenophora, Tentaculata, Lobata, Bolinopsidae. Gene Ontology annotation, biological process: signal transduction; phosphatidylinositol dephosphorylation. Gene Ontology annotation, molecular function: phosphatidylinositol-4,5-bisphosphate 5-phosphatase activity. The record is from RefSeq and is a predicted model, not a curated record.